Messenger RNA from Mixia osmundae IAM 14324, 1128 nucleotides. RefSeq lists its product as uncharacterized. The record is from RefSeq and is a predicted model, not a curated record. The transcript is spliced from 6 exons. Gene Ontology annotation, biological process: proteasome-mediated ubiquitin-dependent protein catabolic process. Gene Ontology annotation, cellular component: proteasome complex; proteasome regulatory particle. NCBI's taxonomy places the organism in Eukaryota, Fungi, Basidiomycota, Mixiomycetes, Mixiales, Mixiaceae. Gene Ontology annotation, molecular function: metallopeptidase activity; protein binding. The coding region runs from base 18 to 1052 and encodes 344 amino acids.
CUUUGAGCAACGGAACGAUGGCGUCGACAUCAUCUGAACUGCUAGCGCUCUCUGCGACGACGGUGGUGAUCCAUCCGCUCGUGCUGCUAUCUGCAGUCGACCAUGCGAGCCGAGCCGCGAAAGGAUCAAAGAAACGAGUCGUCGGUAUUUUGCUCGGCCAAGAGACCAAAGGCAAGAUCAAUGUCACCAAUUCGUAUGCAGUGCCGUUUGAGGAGGACGAGAAAGACCCAAGGACAUGGUUCAUGGACCAUAAUUACAUUGAGAACAUGAACGACAUGUUCAGGAAGGUGAACGCUCGUGAGAAGAUCGUGGGGUGGUACCACUCUGGGCCAAAGCUACGCUCGAGCGAUCUAGAGAUCAAUGAAGUCGUCAAGCAAUUUAGUGCACGACCUACCAUGGUCAUCAUUGACGUCAGGCAGAGCGAAGCAGGCGGCUCGAUACCCACAGAAGCGUAUUUCUCCGUCGAGGAGAUCAAAGAUGAUGGAACAGCAACCCAAAAGACAUUCAUGCAUAUCCCAUCGGUCAUAGAAGCAGAAGAGGCAGAAGAGAUCGGCGUCGAGCAUCUCCUGAGAGACAUCAAGGAUCUCUCGACAGGCACACUCUCUUCUCGCGUCUCAAAUCAGCUCGCCUCGCUGCAAGGUCUCAGAGCUCGUCUGGACGAGAUCCGGGACUAUCUCAAUCAGGUCGCUCUGGGAGAGCUGCCGGUCAACCACCAGAUUCUUUACAACCUACAAGAUAUGUUCAACUUGCUGCCUGCGCUCGAAACGGCAGAGAAACUACCGCCGGGCGCUCUCGAAUCGGGUGCCAAGAGGCCGUUCACUGUUGCUACGAACGACCAGCUUCUCGUCAUGUAUCUCUCUUCUGUCAUCAGAACCGUCAUCUCUUUGCACAAUCUAGUAAACAACAAGAUGGAGGCGGAGCAACACGACGGAGAAGCAACAGAUGCGUCCAAAGCUAACGGCUCGGCUACGCCGGCAGAAAAAGCCAAGCUGGCUCCCUUGCCCGAGAAGAAGGGUGAAGAGAGCAAACGAGAUCAAGACAAGGGCUUGUAGAGACUUGCAUACGCCCAGCUGCAUAACAACAUCACUAGAACUUGAACCUGUCUCGAUCCCGUCCUGAGCUGCCUCC